Closterium sp. NIES-65 is the source of this 2058-nucleotide messenger RNA. Lineage: Eukaryota; Viridiplantae; Streptophyta; Zygnematophyceae; Desmidiales; Closteriaceae. The record is from the annotation of a GenBank genome assembly.
AUGGAGCCGUUCCUGUUCCUGGCCGAGCUCCUGGAGUCAACCCCUACAUUGUCCUCCCGGGAAGGGGAACUAGACCUGGGUCUAGGCCUGGUGCUGCUCCGACCGUCACGAUCACCCUCACCUUUCGGCUCCCUCGCGUCGCUUCACGAAAAGGUUCCUUUUCUGCCCGACGAGGAAGAAGGAAAAGAGUCGUUUGAGUCAACUCAUGGGUUGCCUGAGAGGGAACCGCCAUCCCUGCCGCCCUCUCCGCCGUCCGAGCCGCCCCUUCCGUCCCAGCCUCCGCCUCCAUCGCUAGCGCGCGUGGUUACUCGAGCUCGUGAGGACGGAACCACGUCCUUAAAGAGUUCUAUAUUUAAUCUCUCGAACACGAUGAUUGGCGCGGGCAUGAUGGCAUUGCCUGCAGCUAUGAACGUCCUAGGAGUCGUGACCGGGAGUGCAGCGCUUAUCUUCGUGGCGUUAUUAACCUAUGGAUCCGUCAUGGCCAUGGUUCGCUGUACCGUCGCCGCUGCUGCUGCUUCUCCAUCCUCUUCUGAGGACCCUUCGCGGUUUCGGGAAUCUGACACGUCAAAUGACGCCGCGGGAGCAGCAGGAAGAGGCAGAGACGGCAAUCCCAGAGAGCUGGGAAGAAAAGCAAACGCUAGCAAUGGAGGGAAUUUCAGCGGUGUUGGCAGCCGCAGUUUCAGUAUGCGGGAUGAGGAGAAGCUGAGUUAUAACCACACUGUGGCUACGGCUCUGGGAAGCACGGGACGGCUGGUGCUGCAGUUGUCCAUUGUUGUCAACAACCUCGGCCUCAUGAUGGUGUUUCUUGAUAUUAUUGGGGAUGUGCUUGUAGGCAGCGCAACAGGACCUGGCGUUCUGCCACUGGAUCAGCUGCACUUGUCCCCAGACGUGGCCAGAAAGUCUAUCCUCUCUAUAGUCAUUCUCCUUAUUCUGCCUCUCUGCCUACAAGACAGACUCGGGUCCAUGAAGGUCGCGAGCAAGAUAUCAGUGGCCCUGGCAAUUGCCUUCGUGCUGCUCGUGCUGCUGCUGUCUGGAGGGAAGAUUGCAGCUGGUGCUGCCACCAUGCCACCUCUCUUUGCCACGUCUGGCAAUGCCCUUGCCGUUUUCAGCGUCAUCAACGUCGUCACCAACGCCUUCAUAUGCCAUUUCAAUGUGACCCCGCUUUACAGGGAACUCAGGGACCGCUCUCUCCCCUGCAUGCGCAUGCGCUGCUCGGUCAUCAUCACCACCCUCGUCUACCUCCCAUGGCCAAAUAUCUAUACUGUACCUUUCCAUUCCAUCCCACCAGUGACCCCUAUUUACAGGGAGCUAAGGGACCGCUCCCUCCCCCGCAUGCGCACGGUCGUGCGCUGCUCGGUCAUCAUCACCACCCUCGUCUACCUCGCAGUCGGCAUUUUCGGCCUCGUGCUCUUCGGCUCUGAUGUACACACAGACGUGCUCUACGAUUUCGACACAAGCUUGGAUGUCGUUCCAGGAAUGAGCCCCGUGAUCGCGGCUCAUGCGGUUGCGCUGGGGCAGGGGGUGAAGGUGGGGUAUGCGAUUUCCAGAGUGCUUUCGCUGCCUCUGGCACUGUUUCAGCUGCGGCUGGUUGUGGCGUCGCUGCUGUCGGCUUGUCUGGGAAGGAAAGGGAGAGGAGAGAGGGACGAGGGAAGAACCACAAGCAAUGGCAAAUCUGAAGCUGUAAAUGGGGAAGCUGGUUUCAGCAGCGGGCAGACAAAGGAGAGGACGAGGGUAAAUUCCCUGGAAUAUAUUCAAGUGGAUGGGAAUGAGGAUGGAGCGGAGGAGGUAGGAGAUGAGGAGGUGGGAGAAGAGAGGGACGGGGAGGAGACGGAGGAGGACGAGGAGGAAGGGGAGGAAGGGGAAGAGGAAGAGGAGGACGAGGAAGCAAGGCUUGAAGAGCUUCGACGGGCAGAAGAAAAGGCAACAAAAAGGCGGCGUUUUUGGCGUCAAGUCCGUUUCGUACUCCUUACAGUGUUCCUCCUCGUUUUAGCCUUCUGUGGCGCGGUGCUGGUGCCGGAUAUCUGGAUAGUGUUCCAGUUUAUGGGCUGCACAUGCUGA